UUACCGCCCUCUGCAGACCAGUCCCGAAACUGCUCCAGGCGGAGCUUCCUUGCAGUCCAUUGGAAUUCCGUUUUCUUCAGAUUGCAGGAGAGAAGCAAGCAGCUCGGAGAACGAGCAGAUGUGAGCUGGAUUACACAGAGAAGAACCAGCGGCAGUAGAAACGGAAGCCUUUGAUUCUACUACUAUGUGGCAGCCCGCGACAGAGCGAUUGCAGCACUUUCAGACGAUGCUGAAGACCAAGCUGAAUGUGCUGACACUGAGGAAGGAGCCGCUGCCCACAGUGUUCUUCCAUGAGCCGGAGGCCAUCGAGCUGUGCUCCACCACGCCACUCAUGAAGAAAAGCUCUCACAAUGGCUACAAGGUGACCUACCUAGGCAAGGUAACCAUCUCAGGCACCCAGUUCCGGUCGGGUUGCACCGAGUCCGCCGUGAUGGGCCUGUGGGACCGCCGGGCACUGGCCCGAGAGGACCGCCUCCCUGCCAGGUCCGUCCUGGAGAUCCGUCCGUUCCAGGUGCGCCUGCAUCACCUGGAUGGGCGCGGAGAGGCCUCCGUCACCGUGGACACGUACCAGGUGGCGCGCAUCGCCUACUGCACGGCGGACCACUGCGCCAGUCCAAACGUGUUCGCCUGGAUCUACCGGGAGAUCAACGACGACCUGACCUUCCAGAUGGACUGCCACGCUGUGGAGUGCGAGAGCAAGCUGGAGGCCAAGAAGCUGGCUCACUCCAUGAUGGAGGCCUUCCGGAAGACCUUCCACAGCAUGCGGAGUGACGGACGCAUCCACAAGAGUGGCUCCUCGGAUGAGUUUGCCACCGAUGACUCCGCCCCAGACGACUCCACCCCCGAGGAGGACGGCUGAGCGUCUGGCGCGCCGAGGCCCGACCGGGGGCCGCGGGCAGUACUGGAGCGUUCUCUCUCUACUCUCAGUCUCUCUUUCUCUCUCUCUCUCUCUCUCUAUUUGGGUUUAUGAAAAAACACGGAAAGAAAAAACUGAUCGACACGCAACGCCAAACGCCGACUUAAAUGAUUACGAGGAUGUAGUUUUAAGAAGAAAAAAAUAUAUAGAAGGAGAAAUGAACAACAAGAGACCUAACAUACAGGGACACUAAACUUGCGCUGCCUCUUUGGAUAAACCAGUCCUCAAACCUCCGCAUAGGCCCUGAAGCUCCUGAUCCGCCCACAGGAGUUGAAUAUGGUUAGACAGAGUCAUUCCCAUUCAAUGCUGCUGUGUGUUCGUCUGUCCAUCUGUAAUGUGUAGGGAGACUCCACCUCUCUACACCACCUCUCUGCCCUGCACCACCCCUUAUUGGCCACUCAAAAGUCCAGAUACAUUCCUAUUGUUCUGACUUCAAAACAAAAGGUAUGCGUUCAGUUUGAUGAAAUGCUUGCUACGUGGCGGAACGGUUUGUCCUGUCGUUGAACAGACUUUGAGGUACAUUUUCUUGGUUUGUAGAGUUCUGGCGGGUUGUGGCUUGAAGCCAUGAGUAACACAUUUAAGGUGUAACGGUCAUUUUGUACCCAAAACACAACCCCUCCCCAUUCCUAGCUGGUCGUUCAGAACUGCACCGUUUCCGUAAAUUGAACUUGAACAUUCUACUGCGUUCUAUACAUACUAAACGUAGACGAGAACCGUACACUAACGAGAUAGGCCUUUAGCACUGCUAAAUAUGUGGUUUAAAAAAGAAACCUUUGACUCAAAUAUACGUGCAGAAGGCUAUCAGUGGGAGGGAGACUGACAUUUAUCAGGCCACAUUUUGAUUCCUGUUUGUAAGCAUACCCAAAGUGAGACUUUCAGCUCGGUCUUGUGUGGCAACUCUGUGCCUCACCUAUCACACACCAGCGCUGGUCUCACACACACACACACACACACACACACAGAAUUGAACGUGUGCCUCUAAUGGCAUGCAUGCGUGUGCACAUAAUUGUGUGUGUGUGUGUGUGUGUGUAAUUGUGCACGUGUGUUUGGAAUGUGUGAUGUAAGAAAGAGGAUUGUUAGGAGAGAGAACCUGACCAGUAAGACCUAAUAAUUCAGCUAGCAGUGUAAAACAUCUCACAGCCUUUCCAGCAACACAUUUUGGGAAGUUCUGCCGGGCUUUUUCGAUUGAAAGAAUACUGUGACCAUUUGCCAGUUAUUUCGCUUCUCUUUUUUAUGAAAGGAGUACGUUAAUAUCAUUCACAGAAAACAAUGUUCUCGGACCCAGCGAUCCCACAGAAUGCCUGUAGUCUCUUGGCAUGUGUUGAACAUACAGUGUGGGAUGUCUUUUGUGCUACAAGCUCCUUUCACCUCUUAUUCACAAUUUUAAUUUCUUCUAUUUUGUUAAAUGGCAGAUAGGAAAUGUGGACUGUGGUUAGUGAGAGCGGUGUUCUGUAAAGACAGACACUAAGAAAAAGAUACAGUCCAUUGGGUUGGGAGUGUUUUGAGUCCGUGAACAGACACACACACACACACAUACACACACACACAGCUCAGUUUCCCUGUGCUCUCCAAAGGUACGAGCAGCCAUGUUUAGUCCCCACUGGAAUCCCCCCCAACACCACAACGGAGCCCCACCCCCUUUUCUAACAGGACUCGUUUGAAUAGACUGGAUGCUGUUCACUCACAGUGGGGUGGGUCAUGAAUUUCGUCUGUGUGUGACUGAAUCAGAUUCUAUUAAGAGGAUUCUGAUCAGUAAAUAUAUACAUUGUAUUUGAGACUCAUUCAAUAAGCUUAUGUAAAUACAAAGUAGAUGUAUCAGUUACCAAAUAUUACAGCAGUAAAUGUUGAUAGCUAUUUUAAAUAAACAACAACGACAUCUUAAAGACGGCAGCAGUGUUUUAAAGUGAACUGUGAAUAUGUAUUCCCACAGAAGAGGGUGUGUGCCCAGGACAAAGGGCCUGAAAUGCCAGGAUGAAAGGAGCGGAGAAUGUUUAUGGAGCUAUAGAUUACUGUGUCAUGUUUUAUCUGAAGGCUCAGACCCGCUUUAAAUGUCACAAAAUGUUACCGUAAGUGUUUUCUAUACAGUAUUUGCAAAGAUAAAUCACAUAUAAACUAUUUACCAAGACUG
Molecule: messenger RNA, 3044 nt
Organism: Esox lucius (northern pike)
Lineage: Eukaryota; Metazoa; Chordata; Actinopteri; Esociformes; Esocidae
Gene: pid1
Product: phosphotyrosine interaction domain containing 1
Exons: 3
Coding region: 185-859 (224 amino acids)
Biological process (GO): negative regulation of D-glucose import across plasma membrane; regulation of cell population proliferation; regulation of reactive oxygen species metabolic process
Cellular component (GO): cytoplasm
Source: RefSeq, a predicted model, not a curated record